Cuscuta epithymum is the source of this 1454-nucleotide messenger RNA. NCBI's taxonomy places the organism in Eukaryota, Viridiplantae, Streptophyta, Magnoliopsida, Solanales, Convolvulaceae. The record is from the annotation of a GenBank genome assembly.
CUAUUUAUUUUGUGCCAUUCUUUGAUUUAUUUUCAGAUAUAUUCGAAUAUUAUAUGUUCUGUAACAACUAUUCGAUUUAACGACCUUGAAAACGGGUCGAGUCAAACGCAGAAUUCAUUUUCAGCUUGCCUUCGGGGCCAACCGGCCAAGGUAUCAUUGCUUUUCAUUUUUCCGUAACUUCACGAGAGGAGAAAUUUGAUCUUUCACCAUUCGUCGGGUCUGUGCAUUCUUCAAUUUAUAUGAAUUUUGACGGCUAAUUUUCGGCAGUGCAGCUUAGAUGGAGAGCUCUAAAGAUCUAUGUAACAACUUGGGAGAUGGUGAUUGCAGAGUGAAUAUCAGCACCGCUAGCGGCGUUCCGUCGACGUCAACGGCGCCUGGGGCGAGCUCUUCUCUCGCAAUCGGCAGGCAACCCCCAUAUCAGCUCAUGGCCGGUCGUGAUGCAGAAGUAGCUACGUGGAGGCAGUUGCGUACCUUGUUUGGCAUGAUCAUUGUUGCUACUGUUGCUUGGGCGUUGUUUGAACACUCAGGGUUACCAUUCUUAUCAGUCUGUUCUGAUGUCUUUCUCAUCUUGACCAUACUCCUCUUCCUCCGGGCAAAUUUUGCUGCUUUUAGAAAAAAACAACUCCAAACAUUGCCUGAAUUAGUGUUGACAGAGGAAAUGGUCAACAACGCUGCUGCUUCUUUUCGUGCCAAAAUCAACUAUAUGUUGCUUAUGGCUCACGAUAUCACUCUGGGGAAAGAUUUCAUACUCUUUUUCAAGGCAGUGAUCUUUCUCUGGCUUCUGUCUGCCGUAGGCACUAUGGUGUCAUUCUUCACAAUUGCAUAUAUAGGUAUAUGUGGACGCUUUCUCUGUUACUCACCCUUUUAUACUUGAGGCCCUUGGUAAGAGUCAUUUGUCUGAUGGGCUGAGAAUCUGCUGAAUUUUCUGGAGAAGUGUUAGGUAGCAUAUGUUUCAUGUUAAAUGGCUUCGAUGUGAAUCUGCCGACCCCAAAAUCUUUUGGGAUUAAGGCUUCGAUGUUUUUUAUUGUGCUUUUCUAUUGAUAAGCAUUAUAGGCAGAAAUUAUGGCUGCCAAACAGGACCCUAUUGUCUCACUGAUUAUUUCGGGGGGAAGCAUCAUAUUCAUCGUCUUCCCUGCUCUGUACAAUAGAUUUAAAGACCACAUAGACAGACACUUUUCUAGACAGUAUAAAGUCGUGGAUGAGAGUCUUAGCAGAUUGCCUCAGAAUAUAGCCAAGGACAAAGAUAUUUGAAUUUUGUGCUUAGAAGUUACUAUCUCUUAACUCAUUUCUUUGCCCAUGAUGUACUUCCAGAAAAAAUGUACAGAACCAUGUAGGUUACCACUCAACUUUUUUGUAUUUCUUCGCAAAAAAAAAAAACAAAAAACAAAUUGUACUCCGUAUUUGAUUUUUAUAUACUUCUUUAGGGCUAAAGACAGUUAUGAAAAAUAGCGGCA